Eruca vesicaria subsp. sativa (arugula) is the source of this 537-nucleotide messenger RNA. The record is from the annotation of a GenBank genome assembly. Lineage: Eukaryota; Viridiplantae; Streptophyta; Magnoliopsida; Brassicales; Brassicaceae.
AUGAACAAUUCGAAUCAGGUUUCCGUCAUCCAGUCAACCCUCUCAAGAUGCCUAAAGAAGAUAGAGUCUACGCUUCGCAAUGCUAUUGUCUCCCAAAUGAAAAUCAUAGAAACUGCACUAGCCCAGGCUGUUAACAAAUCCCACACAGUAAACAAGGAUGCGUCAACAAGUGAUAGUAAUCCAGCUAUGGUGAUCACACCCGCCGAUUCGACAUUUCAUUCAACCGAGGAAACUGCUAUUGAAGAGAUCCAUAUACCUAACUAUUUUCUCGAAAUGCCAUCAUUCUCUCUCGGUUUAUCGCAGGAUGAGCCCCCCCCCCUCGAUACUGAUUUGGUAAACCCCAUUUCGUAUGUCCUACCACCAAACGCCGCUGUACCAGAUGCUCCGGAGACCCGUAGGAGUAAAAGAGCAAGGACAGUACCUGCAGGUCUUCAAGACUACAAGUGUGACCCUAAAGUAAUUGCAGCUUACGAUAUUCUCCCUGAUAUUGAGGUGCGAUUCAAGGCCAUGGAAGAGACUGUUAUCGAAGGAUCGUAA